AUGAUUGAUUCAGAGAUAGAGUUAAAUAAAGUAAUAGUAGUACCAUUAAUAUCAAAAGAUUCAUUAGAUAUUAAUGAUGCAAAAAAUUACUAUGGAACCGAGUUACACCCAAAUCAACCAAUUCCAACAAUAGUUUCAACUCAAUCUGAAGUGAAUUCUUUAGUUAAUCAAAAAUCUGGUAAUAAUCAACAAUUGGCCAAUGAAGAAAGAUUAGUUAUAUUAUUAAAACAACAAGAGGUAGAAAAAGAUAAAACAUUUGAUACAAAUAAAUAUUUUAACGAAUUAUCAACAGAUUUAUUUGGAAAGAAUUUAAUUCAUACUGAAGUAAUUAGUUCAACACAAGAUAUAAUGUUAAAAUAUUUAACAUAUACUCGUCAAGGAUUAGUAAUGAUUGCAGAUCAACAAACCGAUGGUAGAGGACGUGAUGGAAAUAAAUUCUUGUCUCCAUUGGGAUGUUUGUUAAUGUCAUUCAAAUGUAAACAAACUGAUUGUAACAAAUUACCAUUCCUUCAAUAUUUGACUGGUAUGGCAAUGGUCGAAGCAAUUCACUCUUUCCCAAUUGCAUCUGAUUUAAAUCUUAGUUUGAAAUGGCCAAAUGAAAUCUUUACUAAGGAAGCAGGUAUUAAGCUUGGUGGAGUCCUCUGUGAACCAAAAUAUCUUAACAAUGAAUUUGAUGUUGUCAUUGGUGUUGGUGUUUAUCUUUCAAAUUCAAAUAAUCCAUCAACAACUGUAAAUCAAUUAAUUCACCAGAAACAACAACAUGGAUCUUCUUUAUCAUCAACAACAACAAGUACUGAUAUUCCAAUUUAUAUUAAUAGAGAAGAAUUGGUUUCAAAAUUCUUUAACAAAUUCGAACCAAUGUUUAUGGAGUUUACAAGAGAUGGCUUUAAUGCAGAUCUUGAAAAUAGAUACACUGACUUAUGGAUGCAUACAAAUCAAAUUGUAAAAGUAAAAGAAAGAGAUUACCAUCAUGUUAAAAUCAUUGGUAUUUCUGAUAGAGGUUUCCUUAAAGUUAUUGAAUGUGAUGCUGGUGGUAAUUCAUCUCCAAACUCUCAAAUCGUUGAACUAAACCCAGAAAGUACUUCAUUUGAUAUUCAAAAUUUAAUUUUAAUGCAAAAAUCACAAUAA
Messenger RNA from Dictyostelium discoideum AX4, 1128 nucleotides. It is a transcript of the gene hlcs2, whose product is annotated as biotin--[acetyl-CoA-carboxylase] ligase 2. The record is from RefSeq and is a predicted model, not a curated record. Gene Ontology annotation, molecular function: biotin--[biotin carboxyl-carrier protein] ligase activity. Bases 1 to 1128 code for a protein of 375 amino acids. The transcript has a single exon. Lineage: Eukaryota; Evosea; Eumycetozoa; Dictyosteliales; Dictyosteliaceae.